This is a messenger RNA of Orussus abietinus, 4706 nucleotides long. RefSeq names its product homeobox protein araucan. Gene Ontology annotation, biological process: neuron differentiation; regulation of transcription by RNA polymerase II; cell development. The transcript is spliced from 7 exons. The record is from RefSeq and is a predicted model, not a curated record. Gene Ontology annotation, molecular function: DNA-binding transcription factor activity, RNA polymerase II-specific; RNA polymerase II cis-regulatory region sequence-specific DNA binding. Gene Ontology annotation, cellular component: nucleus. Lineage: Eukaryota; Metazoa; Arthropoda; Insecta; Hymenoptera; Orussidae. Bases 688 to 2583 code for a protein of 631 amino acids.
CAGGGGACGGACCGUACACACUCCACGACUCCACGACUCCACGACUAAUCCGGCCGAAACGCGCGCUCCGUCUGCGGAAGUCCGUCCCACGACUCGGCCCGUCACCCGAAACGCACCUGCGAGACCUGCGAUCCGCGUUUCCGCACCAUAGUUAACCCAGGGACCAACCAGGUGGGUCUCUUCGGAUUCGGGAUCGACUCCUGGUUCCAUCAGGUGGGACCGAAAAGACCAGGCUGAGUCUGACUCUCGCGUCGGAGGAUGCCUAGAACCCUGGCUGCCGGAAGGAAAGUCGAGGAAAAAGGAACGGAGUGACCUGGACAACUGGUGCUGCCAGGUGGUUCCUUUGGCUCGAGAGGGAUCGCGUGGACCAGGUCGCUGGAGGCGGCUGGGAGGUCCUGGUGGAGUGCCGUCGGUUUGGACGGAUCUUGGAGGAACUGGUUCCCAGGGAGAAGGAGUGCGCGAAGAUGCCCGGCGAGGAGGGUCGGUCCGUCCUGGGACGCUGGUCGCCCUGAUGGCGAGGGACAUAUCCUUGGGAAGACACACCCUGGGGGGCUCCUGCUCGUCUUCCCAGACUUGUGGGCGCGCCUGCUCCUAGGGCUCCUGUGACAGUGCAGUGGGUGAUAGGUGCGACCGUUGUGCGUUUUCGCGGGGACUCUGGCAGCCUUUUCGGCGGAGCUCUGGGGAGACAUGUCGGCGUACGCGCAGUUCGGAUACACCUAUCCGUCGGCCUCGCAGCUUCUGGUGAGCGGAGGCCAGCCGACGACGGCGACGUCGCCGGUGAUGUCAUCGGGAGGCGCCCUCAGCCCCGGCGCCCUGUCGCCGUCAUCGACGACCACCACGACGACGGGGGCCGCGCCGGGGGCGUCGGGGGGCGCCACGACGCCCGUCGGGGGUGGGUCCUCGGGGCCCGGGCCCGGAUGCUGCGAAAAUGGCCGACCCAUGAUGACGGAUCCCGUGACGGGCCAGACGGUCUGCUCCUGUCAAUAUGACAGCGCGGCCAGGUUGGCCCUAGGGGCCUAUCCUAGGUUGGCACCCACUGCCACCUCCUACUCCUCCUAUCCCACCCCUACGCCCUCCACCACCGACCAGGGGCCCUAUCCCAGCAUCGGCAUGGACAGCUCAGCGUUCUACUCUCCCCUGGGAAACCCUUACGGACUUAAGGACGCGACGGGAAUGGGAAUGACGGCGGACAUGGGCGCAGCCUGGGGCACCGCCGCUCUCCAACCAGCCGCCACCGGGUACUACCCCUACGAUCCUACGCUCGCCGCCUAUGGGUACGGGGCCGGCUACGACCUCGCGGCCCGGAGGAAAAACGCGACGAGGGAGUCGACGGCCACCCUGAAGGCGUGGCUGAACGAGCACAAGAAGAACCCCUACCCCACGAAGGGCGAGAAGAUCAUGCUGGCGAUCAUCACCAAGAUGACGCUGACUCAGGUGUCCACCUGGUUCGCCAACGCGAGGCGGAGGCUGAAGAAGGAGAACAAGAUGACGUGGGAGCCGAAGAAUAAGACCGACGACGACGACGACGCGGUCCUGACGGACUCCGAGGACAACAAGGACAAGGACGAUCUGAGCUCCGACAACCGGACCGAGAGGGUCGGCGACGAGGCCAGGAGAGGACUCGACGACAACGAGCCGAUGAGGCACGUCAAGGCGGAGCAUCUGCAGCACGAGAAGGACCUGGAGGACGAGGACGACCUCGACCUCGAGGAGGACCCACGGCGGGGCGAGCACCCGUUCCACCACUCGAUGCAGCAUCACCACCACCAGGGUUACGGAGCCGAGGACCACCUCAAAGACGAGGCCAUCAAGUCGGAUUGCAGCGCCGGUGGGGUGCCCAUCCCGGCCACCAAGCCGAAGAUCUGGUCCCUGGCGGACACCGCAGCCUGCAAGACGCCGCCUCCGCCGAGUCAUCCCCAUCAUCAGCAGUACCCUCACCAUCAGCACUACGGUCAGCAGCAGCAUCACCUGGGGAGCCAGGGCCACCACCACUCGCAGCAGCCCUGGCUAGGUUCCGGUGGUGGUAGCCUGGGGUCCUUCGCCCUGCCAUCUUCCGCGUCCAUGAGUCCGUCCUCGGGGGCCACCGCUCCCUACUCCAGCGCGGCCACCAGGUACGGAGGCUUCCUGUCGUCGUCCUCCGGUGGACAGCUACACUACAAUCCCAACUCGUCCGGAUCCUCGUCCAAUGCCUCCUCGGCGGCGGCGGGGUUUCCAGAGGUUGGGACGGAUACGCCGCCGCAAACCCCGCCGAACAUGAAGGUGGCCACCCCCAACGGGGUGAUCCAGGCUCCUCCUGGGGCGUAUAUCCCUGGUGGCAGCAACGCCACCAAUAACGGCUCCGCGCACUAUGCCUCCGGCAACCACAACGGCGGCUAUCUCUCCUCCAGCGCCGGCUCCGCCAGCAACGGCUUCUCCUCCAGGCUCCAGAACUCGCCCCAUAAGGACUUCUCCCCCGUCCCGCAGAACUCCAUCGGCCAUCAGCAGACCACUGCCAACCUGCCGCCCACGGAGGCCACCACGGCGUUCAAACCCUUCUACAAAGGGUCCCAGACGAUGAGCAGUGGCUUCGUGUCGCCGGUUUAAGACGGGGUCCAGGGUCCCACGGGGAAUCGCCCUUACUCGAAAGAUUCUACGGAUGCUGAGAUGGCAGCAUCGAGCGGUAGAGUUCCGAAGGUUGCCGGAGGUCCUGGAGAUCCCGAAGGACCCGAGGGCCUUGGGAGUCCAGGAGUCCCUGAAAACGUCCCCUGCGAGUAGCCCAGGCUAGGAAAGCCGAAGAACUUGCCGAGGAUCUGGGCUGGGAUUUCGGGGUCCUCGGGAAUCCGGAACCUCGCGUCCCUGGAUCUGGACCUCCUCCAGGAUCAGGAAGGGGAGUAUGCCACUUUCUCCUUUUCGCUUCCUCCGGUCUGCUGGCUCCCAGAGCGAGGACUGGGAACUCCGGUUGGACACCGAGCCCAGGAGGAAGAGAACUAAACCGGGCAAUGUGCAAAUAGCACCGUGCGAUUCGCAGCUGCGAAGGCCCGAGGACGCGCGAGCCCCUGAUAAGCACCUUAUGACAAGGACCCACUGACAACGCGGGGCUCGCAUCCUCCUCGCGGCCCCAUAACCUACCUACCUACCUGUUAGGAUAACGAGCUACGACUUUAGAGUAACCGAUUACGAUUAACCCGAUUGAUUAUCGCAGUGGAUGAAUAUUAACGUAUUUUAGGCCGUAGAGUCGUAAGUACGCCGAGCCGUCCUUAUCAGGACUCGCGAGAUGGGAUGCGCUCGCAGCAGGCUGAGCCCCUCGAGACCGCCCGAUCCCCAGAGAUCGUUGAUUAAAAGUAUCAUAAGAACCCCUAGAAUCUUCCAAAUCAUCGCUACAACCGCUCCCUAUUACUGGAAAAGAAGAUUCAAUAAUAUUGGUCAUUUUUUUAAAUAUUUAGAAUAUUUACUUUGGUUACAAUUUGGGGUUAUCUCAAGUCGGUGAUGGGAUCGGGGCGUCUCGAGGUCCUCGCUCCUCCCGUCGUGCAUAUAUAUAAAUAUAUACAUAAAUAUAAAUACAAAUGAAGAUAUAUAGAUAUAAAUAGCCCGAUCGAUUAUAUAUGUAUAUAUAGGUUGCCGUGCGGCACGAGGGCGCGUACACGAUUAAGUUCGCGAGCGAAUCGAUCGGACCUCGAGCGAUCGUGGCACUCUCUUCGUUCGGCAUAGGAGGAGACCCGUUUCGAAUUUCACAUCCCGGCUACAGAAUGCAGCACGAGCCAGCCGUGCUUUUCGACGAUUUAAUUCCGCAGGGCCGCAAAUGGGCCGCGGGUUACCCGAAAUAAAUUCCGCGGCAGACCGCUCGCGCCGUUAUCGCUCCAUUGCACAAUCAGCCCUUUCGGAGGGCGAUUUUCCUAUCAAGAACGUCGGAAAAUGAAGAAGAGAAAACGACGAAACGCGUCCUUUCCUCUUGCCUUCUGGGAUCUUAAUUUGCAUAUCCCGGAGAAAACGCUGCACCUGGAAACUGAAUUCACCCCUCAUCUAGCAGUCCCGAAUUUUGGAUAUUUUUUUAUACGGAAUUCGUCUAUCGUGGGAGGGAGAAAUAAAAGGAGGGGCUAGGAGGAGCUACUGGAAAGCCUCAAAAUUAUUGAAAAUAUUUUUUUAAGCCACUCCUGACAAGUAAUUCAACUCUUCCAUCGGCGCAUCCUUGAAGAGUCCGGAAAGAAAUCGCACCCCAUUUUGCAGCUCGGGCGGGUCGAAGGGUCAUCGAAGAUUGUACAUUGUCCUGUAAAGAGAGACCGGCACGAGGAAGAGGAAUGAUAAUUAGAGGAGGGAAAAGGAAGGACUAACCGGAGAUAUACAAUUUAUUUAUAUAUAUCUGUGAUAUAAAGGGGAGGAAAAAAGUAUCGCUACGUAUACUCUUACUAAGACGGUCGGUGCUCGGUGCAUUCGUUGACACGCGCAUAUGUUGCACGAUGUUCAUAAUUACAUGUACAUAAUUAUACGACAUACGUCGCAUUGCGAGGGUGAAGUGCGCCUGCGCAGGGGGUGGGAGAGUCACAGGGGAAGGGAGUGAUAACCGUACCCGAAACAGCGUACUGCAAUCCUUGCACUGUGCUAAUUGUUGUGAAUACACAUUACACGAUAUACAUAUACAUAUAUAUAUAUACAUGGCACGGGACAAUACCCUGCGCGUGCCUAGGCCCUCCGUUUGGUUAUCCACGCGGGAAUCACGACUGUAAAUUAAU